Molecule: messenger RNA, 3760 nt
Organism: Grus americana (Whooping crane)
Lineage: Eukaryota; Metazoa; Chordata; Aves; Gruiformes; Gruidae
Product: kelch-like protein 31
Exons: 3
Coding region: 76-1998 (640 amino acids)
Biological process (GO): negative regulation of protein phosphorylation
Cellular component (GO): nucleus; cytoplasm
Molecular function (GO): protein binding
Source: RefSeq, a predicted model, not a curated record
AGCCCUGUGCUGGUCAGAGCUUCCCCUUGGACUAACCGGUCUUAACAGCAAGGUUCCCACUCUGAUCCUUCCAAGAUGGCACCCAAAAAGAAAAUUCCCAAGAAGCCCAAGGUGGAUAAAGAGGAUGCAUCCAUCACCCCAGUGGUGGUGGAAGAUGCUUUGCUGGAUGUCGAACACCUCAAUCACUUGAAUAGUUUGUAUGACAGCGGUUCCAAUGGCUUCCACUGCACGGCCACGGAGGUUGAAGCACCGGACCAUGGAGCCAGCCUUCUGGAGGGGAUGAACCAGAUGCGCCAGAAGCGGUUCCUCUGCGAUCUCACCAUUGCCACCAAAACAAAGUCCUUCGAGGUGCAUAAACUCAUCCUGGCUUCCUGCAGUGAGUACUUCCACCGUCUGCUGCAGAGAGACCCUCAGCUGCACCGCGUGGAGCUCCACGACGUGUCCCCACUGGGUCUAUCCGCCGUCAUCACCUACACCUACACGGGGAAGCUGAGCCUCUCGCUGUACACCAUUGGCAGCACCAUUGCUGCGGCCACCCAGCUGCAGGUGCCGGCACUGCUGAACAUGUGCAGUGACUUCCUCAUUCGGGAGAUAGCCGUAGAGAACUGCAUGUACAUCACCAACAUCUCAGCCACCUACGGCCUCAACCAGGUGAAAGACACUACCCGGAAAUUCAUCCGGGAAAACUUCCUGGAAUUCUCCAAGACUGACCAGUUCAUGAAACUCCCCUUUGUUCAGAUCAAUGAGCUGCUGAUGGAUGAUGGCCUGCAGAUACCCAGUGAGGUUGCGGCCUUCCAGAUCGCUGUCAAGUGGCUGGAGUUUGACCCAAAACGGGUCCGAUAUGCUGCUGACCUCCUGGGCAACAUUCGAUUCGGCACAAUCUCAGCUCCAGACUUGGUCAACCUUGUGCAACCUGUGCCACACAUGAUGCAAGAUCCACAGUGCCACAAGCUCCUCGUGGACGCGAUGAAUUACCACCUGCUCCCCCACCAGCAAAACAGCCUUCAGUCUCGGAGAACCAGGAUACGUGGAGGCCAGAGGGUGCUUGUCACAAUUGGGGGUCGUCCAGCUUUGACCGAGAAGGCUCUUAGCAGGGAGAUCAGCUACAGGGACACAGAGGGAAACUGGAACAAGUUGACGGAGAUGCCAGCAAAAAGUUUUAACCAGUGCGUGGUAGUGAUGGAUGGAUUCAUCUACAUUGCGGGUGGUGAAGACCAAAACGAUGCCAGGAACCAGGCCAAGCAUGCAGUCAGCAGCCUGAGCAGGUAUGACCCACGCUUCAACACCUGGCUGCACCUGGCCAGCAUGCAGCACAGGAGGACACACUUCAGCCUGAGCGCCUGCAACGGGCUCAUCUACGCUGUCGGAGGACGCAAUGCUGAGGGCGUGUUGGCAUCUGUCGAGUGCUACGUCCCCACCACCAACAGCUGGCAGAGCAAGGCAAGCCUGGAGACACCUCGCUGCUGUCACGCCACCACCGUCAUUGAUGGCAAACUCCUGGUCACCGGUGGCUACAUAAGCCAUGCCUAUUCACGCACUGUGUACUGCUAUGAGCCCAGCACCAAUGCCUGGAGGGAGCAGGCAAGGCUCAGCGCCCCCCGGGGCUGGCACUGCGCGGCCACCGUGGCCGACCGAGCGUAUGUGCUGGGUGGGAGCCAGCUGGGUCCCCAGGGCGAGCGGGUGGACGUGAUGCCUGUGGAAUGCUACAGCCCAGUCACGGGGCAGUGGAGUUACAUGGCACCCCUGCCCACGGGGGUCAGCACAGCUGGGGUGGCUCUGCUGGAGGGGCGCUUGUGCCUGGUGGGUGGCUGGAACGAGAGCGGGAAGAGGUAUCAGAAAUGUGUGCAGUGCUACAAUCCUGACCUCAACGAGUGGGCCAAGGACGAGGACCUCCCUGAGGCCACCGUGGGGGUGUCAUGCUGCACCAUCAUCCUCCCACGCUCCCCGAGCUCCACGUCCCGGGCCAGCUCUGUGGCCUCGGCAGCUGCCAGCAUGUAAAGAGCUCUGAGUGGCACGGGGCUUAUGCCAGCAGUUAGGGAAGGAGACAGAGCUGAGGAAUGUGGGAUAGCUGCAUCUCCAUCCCACAGCUUAAGCAGGGAUUGCUCAAGCAGGGCAGACAUGGAAGCAAGCAGGAGAGAAGAGCUUUUCUCCUGAGCCUGCAGCACUGCAUUGCAGUGUGGAUUGGAAAAAAAUGGGAAAAAAAGAAGAGAAGCAAACUAGAAUAAUGCAGGAGAAAUUCUACUGUAGGAACAUUAUUGUAAGACACUUUCAAAACAACAGUAGUAUUGGUAUUAGGUAUAAGAAAGUGACAGGUCUAUAAUAUAUCUUGUUGCUCACAUAACAUUUGUUCAAGGGAAAUGCAUUUAAUAUUUACCUAUUGAACCUAGAUACCUUCAGACCAGGAAUAAAGUGAAUCUUGACAGCAAGGAAGAGAACUGUUGGAGCAACUCACCAAGAUCUCUUGCUCUUCCAAGUGCUGUGCUCUAGCUCAAGCAGAAGGAAUCAGGGAAGUGCUGGAGGAUGCUAUGAGGUGCCCUGAAAAUAAGCAUUAGCUGAAAGAGAAGCCCUUCACAUCUAAACCAGGAGCUUUUGCAGAUCUAUUCCUAGCCAAGUCCUCGUUCUUGUACCAUCAAGCUGACAGCUUGGUUUUGAACUCAAUCAGCACUUCCCCAUUACUGUAAAAGCAGAGUCUGACCUGUAAAAGGAGAACUGAUUAGGAAACUUCCAGGGGCAAGCACUUGCUCAGUACCUGGGGUCCCUCUCUGAGACAGUUACCCAUCUUUAUUAAAGCCCUGUCUGCCCUUUACAGAGGGCACAGGGACUGCAGACCCCCUCCUUACAGCACUGCAGAGCAGACUGGGGCUCUUGGGCUGAGUACGUCAGCGAGCAGCACUCGAAACCCAGCCCCGGUGGCUCUGCGAUACAGCCCCAGAGCAGGGAUAAUCUGUGACAAGCAGGAGGCAAGAGAGCAUGGCCGCUAUUUCCUGGUCUCCAGCCCAUGGUUAUUACAUGACAUCACACAAGAGUCACAUGCCGAGGCCAGGAUCUUCCAGUAACAGGAGCAUGUUUACAAGUGAUCCUAGACAGGCUCAUCACCUUUGUCUUGGGCCAAGGCAGCUAUGCACUGCUGAGCAUCUAGGCAAACACUCAUUUUUCUUCCGGUCUUUUUUGCACAACACAGUGAAAUUGCAUCCAGGAAAGCCCUGAGCCCUUUGAGGGAACUCCGACAUGCUAUAAGAUGCCAAGACAACAGCUUCAGUAAAGCAGGCUGGUUUGCGCUUCCUUUUGCGACUCACAAAAACUGAGCAGCUUGCAGAAGUUACAGGUCACAUAGAGAUAUUGAUCUUUCUUUGGAGAACUCACCCUCUCACUUAGAGUUCACAUCAAGCAUAAAGCUAUACAGAGGCAGAACAUCAUUUCCGCUCAAAUUCUGUUUUCCUCUGUGCAUUUUCACAUGCACAGCACACACUGCCCUGUGCAUUUUGGAGUGGGCUCCAUCCUGAACAGUGCUGGCAACCUCCCCUGGCUUAUAACUCCACAAGGCUUGACAAGGGAACCAUAUAGUCUUUGAGACAACACUGCACAAGCACUGGUGUAUUUGUUCCUUGGUUUUUUUAUUAUCACUUUUUACUCUAAGAGGCAGAACUGAACACUAGCAACAGAGGCAAGGGUGUUGCAGAAUUCCACCUGUGUGAGCUGUAUUGCCCUGCAGGGAAUUUUCUCUUUAAACAAUAAAGGCCACUCAUUUGCAGGGGAAAAA